Molecule: messenger RNA, 2021 nt
Organism: Schistosoma bovis
Lineage: Eukaryota; Metazoa; Platyhelminthes; Trematoda; Strigeidida; Schistosomatidae
Source: the annotation of a GenBank genome assembly
UGUGAUUAGCUAGUUCUACCCUCAGGUGACCUUCAAAUUACCGCUAAGUUCACUUUCAACAUGCCUGGGUUGGACACUCUUGAGGUUCCUGAUAUUCCAGAAGUAAAAUAUGAAUGUUACAUUCCUGGGGUAAUAACCAAACAGAAGCAUUUGAACAAAUUGCCAUGGCGAUGUUCAACUAUAUGACAACAAACUACGACUCAGUGGAUACUUCACAAAGAUUUGAAAUUGAAGCUGAUGGUCACGAUAUGAUGUCAUUACUUUUUCAUUUUCUGGAUGAAUGGUUAUUCGCGUUUUCAGCUGAUCCAUUUUUCAUUCCACGGGUAAAUCUUCGUUGGUUAAUGAAGAAAUCUUGUGUAUUUUUUGCGUAUCGGUUUAUUGGAAGUUAGUUUUUCAAGUAAUCAAGUGACUUCGGAUGAUAACCGACAACCUCUUUGUGUCCACGUUAACAAUAUCACAUGUUUCACAUUGACCGUGGUUUAGUAGUCAACGAUUAAUGUUACAAACCGAUUGAAUAACUCAAUCUGAUUAUAUCAAAUAUUUUGUUAUUUGAUACGAAUAUCGUUCAAACUUUCCCCAAAAUCUGCUCAGUCCAACUCUUUGUUGUAAGUUUCAUUGUGUCUAAACUGCUUAAGAUACUAGAAUAAUUACUCAGAUCUGGUUUAACUAUUUCAAAUUGAGGAAAAGAUAUAGCAUCAUAACUAUUCAUAAUUUUGUUAACAAUUGUUUACAUGCAGUUAGACUGAAAAUUUCAAUCUAAUUAAAAGACAAUGACAUGUUUUCACUAAAUCCUUUCACUUUAACAAAUAAGGCCUCGGAUGUAAAUAAAGUUAGAGGAUUUAUAUUUUUAGCUUUACCUACAUAUCAGGCCUUAUUAUAAUAAAUCGAGGUAGUCAAAGAAGUGGACAAUUAUAUUACCUAGUUGCCUACAUCUCAAUAAUUAGAAUAAAGUUUCAACUUGUAACCUGGUAGCUAAAACUCAGGUGUUUUAGCCACCACUCUUAGCUAGCUUUUGCAAAAUCCUCAUACUAUAGUAAUCUUUCGAAGAAUUGUAAUUAACUAUGUUGGGUAAUUAUUUCUCUAUGCUUGUGUUACUCUUCUACCAGUGACUUUAUCAUUUGGGGUUUUGUAGUGGUCUUUCUAUUUCAAUGCACUUCAUCCUCCUUUUGUAACUAUUAUUACUAUGUAAUUGUUAAAUAUUUGUAGUAUACUUGUAGAUUUACCUCCCUCACUGCAUAUUCGGUUAUUUUUAAUGUCAAAAGUCUGUACAUCGCUUGUAAUUUAGUGCCAUUUGUUAUGUCACUCAUAUGUUCCUGUUGCUUUCUGAAUGAACUUCAAAUCAUUUUUCUUGAGUGAAACUUUCAAUUACUUUAGUAGUCGUUUACAAACUGAAUUUUUGGGUUUGUUUAUACUACAUUUGUUUUUCUUAUUAGAUUGUUAAAAUAACAGAAUUUGAUAAGGAAAAAUUCCACAUUAAAUCAUCUGGGUAAGUUCUGUGCUUUUUAAGGAAAAGAAAACCAAUGUCAUAUUAAUUUAUUGUUAUAGUUGGGGUGAACCUUUUGACAUUUCAAAACAUCCUCAGGUUGGUUAUACUCUUCGUUUUGUCCUUAAUGUUAAAGUACUUUGUAUAAUGUUUAGUUAUUUCGAUUAGUGAUUACAAACUUAUUGAUGUGAUUUACAGAUUUAAUUUUAGAAAAGCACAAAAAGCCCUGUACCUCGUAAACCAGUUGCAUUAUUAUUAUUAUUAUUAUUGCUGUAGGAUUUAUUCCAAACAGCACGACAUUGGCUCAUACUUAACUUUCAACAUGUCUUUUAAAUCAUAUUUUAUUGAAGAUCAUAUUACUUUUAUUUCGAAUAAUUAUAAUUUUUAUUAAAUAUUUUCUUUGCAAAAUUCCAGGGUACUGAAGUGAAAGCUAUCACCUAUUCGAAUAUGCAAAUUCAUGAAAAUGAACAUAUGCACGAAUUGUUUGUAAUUAUUGAUAUUUAAAAAAUUAUGUUAAUAUAUACAUUUAUUUGAAACU